GAGAGACAUCCACAGCCCUGCUCAUGAAGCAGGGCUGCGGAUGUCUCCCUGUCUCCCCCAUUUAAUCUAUCUCUGUCUCUAUCCAAUAAUAAAAGAAAAAGAUAAACAGAGAACUGAGGAUGGCAGGGCCAGAGUUCAAAGCCAAAAGGCAGUUGUCCUGAGGACAGAUGACUCUUGGUGCUGCUGCUGUUGCUAUUGAGAGCUGAAGGCCAGACCACCACAGGUGAAUUCACUCAACCGGCCCCAAGCAUGUCAUCAGCUGCCUGUGCGGCAUGGUGUCCGCAGAAUGCCACAUGCAUCAAUGCCACCGCCUGCUCCUGUCUGCCCGGAUUUGCCUCUUUAUCUGGGGAGAUGAUCACCAGUCCCUCAGACGGCUGUGUUGACAUCGACGAGUGUGGCCCUCCCUGGCCGGUGCAGUGCGGAGAAUCCGCAAAGUGCGUGAACACCGAAGGCAGCUACGUGUGCGUGUGCCUCCCGGGUUACGAGUCUCAGUCCGGGGCCAUGUGGUUCCAGCAUGAGAGUGAGAACACGUGUGAGAGUGUGCUCAAGUGCAUCUCAGAGAAGUCCCCCUGCCACAACUCCACCUCCUGCGAGAACACCCAUCGCUCCUACAUGUGCUUCUGCCUGCCAGGCUUUGCACCCAAGGCCGGAUUCCGGGACGGACAGACUAACACCAUUUGUGAAGAGGUCUCCUUUCCUGCCUGGGCCCCACCCCCUGGAAUCCAGAGCGAGAGUCUCUCUCACUUUUUCGACAAAAUCCAGAAUUUGAGUAGAAACUUCAGCUCAUUCAAGGCCUGGGAUACCAUGCAGACGCUCAUACAAGAUGUGGACCAACUUUUGGGGCUCUCCGGGGACCUGGAGACCCUGCCCAGCUCAGAGCAACUCAGUGUGGCUUCUCACCUGUUGGGGGGGCUGGAGGAUGUCCUGAGGGGACUGAGCAGGGUCCUGAACUACGGAAAGUUUACUUGUAGUUCACCUGAAGGCACAGAGCUGACCCUGACGGUGGCUGACGCAGGAACCGGAAACGUCACCUUGACUCAGAAUCGGACGCAGAUGUUGAUGAACUGGGAUGCGGUGCAGGGACCUGGUCGUUUGGCCGUGGGCUUCGUCUCCACCCCAGGGAUGGGCAAGCUGAUGAGAGGUACCUCUCUGGUCCUGGACCCCGAGGGUCAGUCAUUCCUGCAUGGAACCAGGAGGGUCCGACUGCUGGAGGUCCCCCCUGACCUCCUGUCAGACGUCAUCACCGCCUUUCUGAGCAUCAAGGACACGCAGAACCUCAGCUCCCCCGUCACCUUCACCUUUAAGCACGUGAACAUGUCUAUGAGCCCCCUGGAGCCCCCAACGCCUCCCUCUUCUCCUUUCCUGCACUUGGAGACUCUUAGGCCAAGGCGGAAAGAGCUUUGCGUCUUCUGGGAGCGGGGCCAGAAUGGGUCCGGUCACUGGGACACGAGAGGGUGCAGGACAGUGGGCAUCACAGGGAGCAGCACCACCUGCCAGUGUUCCCACCUCAGCAGCUUUGCCGUGCUCAUGGCCCACUACCACGUGGAGGUCCAGGAGGAAGACUUCGUCCUGGACGUCAUCACCUACGUGGGGCUGGGUCUCUCUCUGCUCUGCCUCCUCCUGGCCGCCCUCACCUUCCUGUUGUGCAAAGCCAUCCAGAACACCAGCACUUCCAUCCACCUGCAGCUCUCGCUCUGCCUCUUCCUGGCCCACCUGCUCUUCCUCACGGCCAUCGACAGAACCGAGAUCCGGGUGCUGUGUGCCAUCAUCGCGGGGGCCUUACACUACCUCUACCUGGCCGCCUUCACCUGGAUGCUUCUGGAAGGCCUGAAUCUCUUCCUCAUGGCCCGGAACCUGAUGGUGGUCAACUACUCGGGCGUGAACAGGGCCAUGAAAAAGUUCAUGUUCCCCGUGGGCUAUGGGGUCCCUGCUGUGAUCGUGGGCGUGUCUGCAGCCUCCAGGCCUCACCUGUAUGGGACCCCUGACAGAUGCUGGCUGAAUCCAGAGAAGGGAUUCUCAUGGGGUUUCCUCGGACCUGUUUGUUUCAUCUUUUCUGUCAAUCUGACAUCCUUUCUGCUGACUUUGGGGAUCCUGAGGAAAAAGCUGUCUUCCCUCAACAGUGAUGUGUCCACCUUCCAAAACACGAGGAUGCUGACGUUCAAGGCCACGGCCCAGCUCUUCAUCCUGGGCUGCACCUGGUGUCUGGGGGUCCUGCAGGUGGGUCCCGCCGCCAAGCUCCUGGCCUAUCUCUUCACCAUCGUCAACACCCUGCAGGGCGUCUUCAUCUUCUUGGUCUACUGCCUCCUCAGCCAGCAGGUGCGGGAGCAGUAUGGGAAAUGGCUCCGAGAGUUACAGAAGAACAGAAGCGAUUCUGAGAGGUACACUCUCUCCAGCAGGGCUGUGUCCCAUGCUGAGGAGUCGCAGUCAGAGCAAAGAAUGUGUCUUCAAAGUCAAUGACCCGCACGCGGCAUAUGCUCAUCCUCGCUCUUGAAAGAAAUAGCUUCCUGGCACUCAUUCUCGCAGAUGUUUUUUGCCACACCCAUGAAAUACAGGGAACCAACGAACUAGCUCAGUGACACCGUGAAGAGUCAGGUAAAGAAAGGAAAAGAAAAAAAAAAACAAGGAAAACCAGAAGACAGGACAUUCUAGGUGCUAUUGUCUGGCCUCUUCAUCAUCAUCAUCUUCUUUUUUUUUUUUCAGCAAUAUUUGAAAAAAUUGCAUUCAGUUGUAUGUAUGAUGAAGUGUUUGGUUAGGCUGAUCUUAUCUUUGAGAGGUAGAAACUAGAUUGGGGGGGAAUAAAACUCAAGAAGCUGAAAAGGAAAGAUAGAUAAAUGAGAAAUAAUAAAGUCAAAGAACACAUGUUAAAAACAGUGUCAAGGUAGAUAGAAGCAUUCUAUCUUAUGUCCUCAAGGAAUUCAGUGAAACAUAUUUCUACUGUUGUAACUAUUGGUUGGUAGUAUUAUAUAACUUAGAGGUAUUUCACAUAGUCCGGGAGGUGGUGCACUGGACAAAGCAUUAGACUUUCAAGCAUGAGGUCCUGAGUUUGAUCCCUGGCAGUGCAUGGAUCAGAGUGAUGUCUGGUUCUUUCUCUCUCCUCCUACUUUUCAAGCAAACAAACAGACAGACAAACCAACCAACCAACAAUAUAUCUUUAUUCAAGGAGUGGACCCAUUAUAAGAAUUUUGAGUGAGCUGAAUUCUUUUCGCAGUUAGUAGAUAACGCUUGCUGUUAUAUGCCCCCCUCCCGCAUAACGGGGUAAUCAAGUCUCAUGAAAAAUCACCAACAGUCUGAAGGAGUCUGUCAGUCAAGGAUGUUGUGACUAUGUCCAGUGGGCCGAGAGGGUUUCGGGAUAAAGAGAUUCAACUCUCCCCAUGAAUCUCAACAAGAGAGAAUCCAGCUGAAGACAGAAUGUAGAAACAAUGUCUGGCCUCUUCUAAAUCCAAUGUCACCUAUAAAACCAACUCUAGAAGUAGCUCUAGGACAAAAAGAUGAAGGACAAACAGAUGAAGGUUACAGACUUGUCCAACUCAUUGUCAACUGGUGUGGCAUUCUGACUCAGGCCGGAGCUGUAAAAGCCAUUUUUUUUUUUUUUUGGAGGCUACUGGACUAAUUUGGGUCUGUAUUGGAGACUAAAAGUCUUGAUGAGAUCAUUUGUUAUCCUGAUGUAUUUAUUCUACUGUGCUGAUGUCAAGAAUUUCCCCUGAGUAUUCAAGUAUUUGUUGAAUAAACAUUGAAGAAUAUUGCUCAA
This is a messenger RNA of Erinaceus europaeus (western European hedgehog), 3748 nucleotides long. RefSeq names its product adhesion G protein-coupled receptor E2-like. Gene Ontology annotation, cellular component: membrane. Lineage: Eukaryota; Metazoa; Chordata; Mammalia; Eulipotyphla; Erinaceidae. The transcript is spliced from 17 exons. The coding region runs from base 250 to 2457 and encodes 735 amino acids. The record is from RefSeq and is a predicted model, not a curated record. Gene Ontology annotation, biological process: cell surface receptor signaling pathway; adenylate cyclase-activating G protein-coupled receptor signaling pathway. Gene Ontology annotation, molecular function: calcium ion binding; G protein-coupled receptor activity.